AGUGUCUGAUUAUGAAGUUCCUGUCUCCUCUAAUCCUAGCUACUCUGAUCAUGUACCUCUCUCUACUAAUAAUAAUCAGCUAUUAGCUACACCAGUCACUACUAAUCUUUCCUAUCAACCAGUGACUACUCCUUCAGUAGAAUUGGAUAAUGAAUAUUAUGAUACUUUCGAUGCAAAUAAGAUUUGUACAAAAAGUAACACUUCAUAUCUACCAGUUAAUCUAAAAACUACAACUACUACAGUGAGUCCUUCAGUUCAUAUUAAAAGGACAAACAAGAGAAUAAGAUCAUAUUUCAAUGAAGAACUAACCAACUGGGAGUAUAUACUAGCAUUACUGGCCACAUUGACUGUUCUAAUUACAGUUACUGCCAUUAGCUGUAGCCUAGUAUUGAUUAAACUUAAACCAAUGCAACCAAAAACGUCAAAAACAUUAAUUUAUGACAAUGUAAAGAUAGUGAAUACAUCAUCUCUCAUCCAAAUAUCAUGUGAUUGUCCAUCUCCUGACAAUAUGACAAACUUCACUAGUUUAACAAAGUCAACAUUACUGAUUAGAAAAGAAAUAAAUGAGCUGAGGCAAAAUAAAAAUAUGUCAACCAGUGAUGUAUUGAAACAGCUCAAUGAUUAUAUGUAUCAGAUUAAAAUUAUUAAUGAAUCAUUACAGCCAUUGAUAACUCAGUCUAAUAAACCAAGAAUGCCUACACUAACUGGAUUAAACCUAAUAUCAUCAAUAACUAUCAAUCAUGGUGACUGUGUUGAUGAACUAUGGGAGUGUACACCUCAUGAAGUAUAUAAUCUUCACUCUGAUAGUAUAGUAGAUAUUGGUGUCUGUACUACAGUUUAUUCACCUUAUGCUAAUGAUACACAUAUAGUUGUUGGUGCCUCAUGUAACAUAGUUCCUAUACUAUCUAAACCAGUGUUCUCGGUUAUAUUAUUAAAAAGGACUGCUGAUAGUCGAUAUGUGUCUGGAUUACAGCUGCUAAAGCAAUCCACCAUUGCUUGUCGUUGUUUCAAUGAAAAUGAGCAACAGGCAUCCUGUCAUGCAUAUCUCAAGAAAUGCUCUUAUCAGCAAAAUAUAUCUCAUAAUGGCACUGUCUCUGUUUAUUGAUACAUGUAACAACACAAUAUAAUUUGAUUUAAUAAAUCAUAGUCACG
Molecule: messenger RNA, 1152 nt
Organism: Amphimedon queenslandica
Lineage: Eukaryota; Metazoa; Porifera; Demospongiae; Haplosclerida; Niphatidae
Exons: 9
Coding region: 407-1105 (232 amino acids)
Source: RefSeq, a predicted model, not a curated record